AGAGGAAGAAAAGAAGCUAAAGGGGGACACUGUUUGGUGGCUUGGGGCAAGGUGUGUUGCCCACUUCAGCUGGGUGGACUGGGUAUCUCUAGUCUACCGGAACUUGGAUGGGCCCUCCGGAUGCGAUGGCUGUGGCUACAAAAAACCGACUCUAGAAGACCUUGGACAGGGCUUCCUAUUCAGGUUCCAAGUAAAGCCAGAGCGUUCUUCAGUAAAGUCCUUGUCUCGAUGGUAGGUAAUGGACAUAGUACCCUCUUCUGGUCCGAUAACUGGUUGCAGGGUAAAAGCAUCUCGAUCAUUGCCCCUAGCCUAUUUUCUAUAAUCCCAAAGAAGAUAGCAAAAAUUAGAACGGUUCAUGAGGCCUUGUUAAACAACAGAUGGAUUUAUGAUAUUAGAGGUGGUCUUACUGUUGGAGUUCUGGCAGAUUACUUUAAGCUCUGGGACUGUCUCUCUGGUUUUGAGCUGCACCCUCUCAUUGAAGACAGACACAUCUUUAGUAUAGCCCGAGAUGGAAAAUAUUCAGCGAAGGCAGCUUACAAGGGUCUCUUCCUGGGAUCCUGUGCAUUUGGACACUAUAAGAGGGUUUGGAAAACUUGGGCUCCAUCAAAAUGUCGUUUCUUCCUCUGGCUGGUGGCCCAUAACAGGUGCUGGACUGCUGACAGAUUAGCAAAAAGGGGGCUCAAUCAUCCUAGCAGUUGUCCAUUGUGUGAUCAAGAACCUGAAACUAUUAAUCACCUGCUGGUCUCAUGUGUGUUUGCAAGGAUUUUCUGGUAUAAUCUGCUCAGAAAGUUCGGAUUGGAUAACUUGGCUCCCCAGCCGGGCCUGACUUCCUUCCUGGAAUGGUGGGAGAUAGCUUCUGAAACAGUUCAGGGCAUGGUCAAGAAAGGUCUGAGUUCGCUGAUCUCUUUAGGGGCCUGGACGAUCUGGAAUCACCGUAACAGAUGUGUGUUUGAUGGACAGACUCCCAGUCUCCCCUCUAUCCUUCGGCAGGCUGAUGAUGAAAGAAGACUUUGGGAAUUAGCUGGGGCCAAGGGUCUCUCCUUCUUGGCAGCUUCUUUGACAAAUGGUUGAACCCUACUGUUUCUAUUUUAGUAGUUUUCUGAGUCUGGCUUCCUUGGACUCUUUCACUUAUGUGCGGUACUGGCCUCCGUAAGGAGUUAAAUGUUGUAAUCCUGGUCUACUAUAGACCUUUUUUCCUCUUCUUAAUAUAUUUUAAGGCGCAGUUCCCCUGCGCUUUC
This is a messenger RNA of Zea mays, 1238 nucleotides long. RefSeq lists its product as uncharacterized. Lineage: Eukaryota; Viridiplantae; Streptophyta; Magnoliopsida; Poales; Poaceae. The record is from RefSeq and is a predicted model, not a curated record. Bases 121 to 1071 code for a protein of 316 amino acids. The transcript has a single exon.